Messenger RNA from Candidula unifasciata, 891 nucleotides. The record is from the annotation of a GenBank genome assembly. NCBI's taxonomy places the organism in Eukaryota, Metazoa, Mollusca, Gastropoda, Stylommatophora, Geomitridae.
GUGGACAGGUAGAAUCUUCUGGAAAGGCUACCACCACACUCUGGAUGAGGCAGAUGUUUACGAUGUGUUACCUAAAGAUUCAACAGUUAAACUUUCCAGCAAUCUCGCCAGAGAAUGGGAGAAAGAACUGUAUAUGUACAAGACAGGAGGCAGACCCCGACUGACCAGAGCUCUGUGGAGGUGUUACAGGCUGCAGAUCCUUUCCUUCACAUUUUUAAUCUUCAUGGAGGAAUGUUUGAGAGUUGUUCAAGCAUAUCUCAUGGGAAUGUUCAUAAAACUCUUUGAAGUUGAUGACAGCCAUGGUGAUGAAAGCUUUAACAACUACAGCGGCACAAAUAACACAAUCAAAAUAAACAGCCAGCGUCAAAUGAUCACUCAGCCAGAUGUCUUCAUCUAUAUAGCCUUCAUUAUUCUGGCUUAUCUAGUCAGCAUCUUCCUAGAUCAUAAUUUUUUCCAUUAUGGAUACAGAAUGAGAGUUGCAACAACAUCUUUAAUUUACAGAAAAGUCAUGAGACUCUGCAGCUCAGCUCUGCGGCCCUCCAUAAUGGAAAUGAUUAUGAACUUGGUCACAAAAGAGGUGGACAUAUUUCCUGUGGUGGUUUUGCCUGCAACAUACAUUUUGAUUGGUCCAGUACAGCUAGGAGUCACAUGUUACUUGUUAUGGGAUUGGUUGAAACUUGGCCCAGCCUGCAUCAUGAGUUUUGCACUUCUGUUUCUCUUGUUUCCUCUCCAAGUUUUCAUGGGACGUUUAUCACGUCUGCUUAGAGAAAAAAUGGAUAAUUUAACAAAUUCUCGACUCAGACAUCUACAACUGAUUGUGUCUGGGCUAGAAGAGAUGAAGACAUCAAACUGGAGUGAGUUCUGUGAAAGAGUCAUUGGGAGAUCCCGAAA